This is a messenger RNA of Charadrius vociferus (killdeer), 1169 nucleotides long. Its product is annotated as kazal-type serine protease inhibitor domain-containing protein 1-like. The record is from RefSeq and is a predicted model, not a curated record. Gene Ontology annotation, molecular function: insulin-like growth factor binding. Gene Ontology annotation, biological process: regulation of signal transduction; regulation of cell growth. The coding region runs from base 50 to 943 and encodes 297 amino acids. The transcript has 4 exons. Gene Ontology annotation, cellular component: extracellular region. NCBI's taxonomy places the organism in Eukaryota, Metazoa, Chordata, Aves, Charadriiformes, Charadriidae.
CCCGGCUUUACUCCAAGGACCUUUUCUGCUUGUUCGUUACAUUCUCAAGAUGAAGCACUCGAUGGUUACAGCAGUGCUGGUAGUACUGGUGCAGGUUUCUCAGAGUUUCCCUGCCUUGUACCAUCGAGGCUGGUGGAGGCUGUUACAGGAAGGAGACGGUUGUGGAAAAUGCGAUUUGGCACUUUGCUCUGAGCCUAAAGACUGUCCAGCUGGGACUGUAUUGGACCGUUGCGGCUGCUGUCCUGAAUGUGGAAAUGUAGAAGGUCAGAUCUGCGACUUGGAUCAGGGCAAUCACUUUUAUGGGCAAUGUGGGGACAACCUGGAGUGCAGGCUGGAUACUGAUGAAGCAAGGUUUGGGGAAGUCCCUGAGCCCCAGUGUGUGUGCAAGUCUCAAGAGAGUAUCUGCGGACCUGAAGGGAAAACCUAUGAGAACAUCUGUCAAUUCAACAAGGCUUAUGCUACAAAAAGAAAUAUCAGCAUGAAACAUAAAGGACCAUGUGAAUCAGCUCCUGUUAUUUCUAUGCCACCUCAGGAUGUCCAGAAUUUCACAGGCAAUGAUGUCAUUUUUGGCUGUGAGGUGUCAGCCUAUCCUAUGCCACACCUUGAAUGGAAAAAAAAGGGGAGUAAAAUGUUUCUGCCAGGAGAUGACACCCACAUCUCAGUACAGGCAAGAGGUGGGCCUCAGAAGUACGGUGUGACAGGCUGGCUGCAGAUUCAAGGGCUCAAAAAAUCAGAUGAAGGCGUUUACAUCUGCCACACCAAAAAUAAGUAUGGUGCAACAUAUGCCUCCGCAAGAUUGAAAGUCAUUGAUGGCUUAUCUCCUGCAUUUGCAUUUACUGAUGGCAGUAGAAGUGCAAGCUACAGCAUUGAAUAUGGGGACUAUUAUGACGAUUCUGAUGAUGAAGAUGAGGAAGAAUAUGAAUCCGGGGACUAUGAAAAUUGAAACGACUCUGAAUAAUAAUUUUUAUACAUUUGUUGUCUAAUACCUUUCACACUCUGUUAUAUUUACUAGUAGUCUCUAUGCUGUAAAUGGCUCCCCUGAUAACACACAUAUUCACUUGUGUAUUUACCUUCCUGAAAUUCAACUUUGGCUGAAGUGUAUCAUGCUACUUACCAGAAAUAAGAAUAGUUGUAAAUUCAUACAUUUUAACUGUUAAAUAAAAUUCUUA